AUGGCGGCUUUGGUUUGGUCUGUGCGCCCUCUAAAGGAGAAUUUUAACUCCCGGCCCGAUCGUUUCAGCAUGAAUGACGGUAUUGGCGCAGCUCUCAGGCACCGACUCGGGCGGAGUUUGCUGCUAGUGCGAGGGGCGCGGGAGAUCCACAUCGUCACAAACCCAGCUUUCUUUAAUGGUAAUGGCAAGGUGCAAUGCGCAACUGUGCACGGCGAUCAAAAGGUGGGUACCGCGGGCACGGCGACUAUCUUUGGGAUCAUAUUCGGUUGGCUCUCUGUCGGAGCGGUUACAGUGCUGGCGUGGACAACUGAAUCCGGGUCAACUCGGCAGAGAAUCGGAAAGCUCGUUCCACAAGUCGCUCAUCUAUGA
Molecule: messenger RNA, 369 nt
Organism: Coniophora puteana RWD-64-598 SS2
Lineage: Eukaryota; Fungi; Basidiomycota; Agaricomycetes; Boletales; Coniophoraceae
Exons: 4
Coding region: 1-369 (122 amino acids)
Source: RefSeq, a predicted model, not a curated record